Molecule: messenger RNA, 2114 nt
Organism: Drosophila elegans
Lineage: Eukaryota; Metazoa; Arthropoda; Insecta; Diptera; Drosophilidae
Product: protein a6
Exons: 2
Coding region: 350-1567 (405 amino acids)
Source: RefSeq, a predicted model, not a curated record
UUUCACAUCGCUACCCCAAUUUUGGGGUCCCCAAAAUAAACAACGCAAGGAAAAUACAACAGAGGCGCGCUUUCAGCAGCUGGCGCACUGAAAACCACUAGACUCGGUCCCGCUUGCAUCCCGGCAUGUCUUGCCGCGGGAGGUGCAGCGCCUAAGCCCGCGCAGCCGCCGCUGGAGCGCCCUGUCCGCCACGCAUUAUGCAAGUUGCAGUAACAGUAACGGACCGGAUCCAACUGUACCCGAACAGCCGCCAGUGGAAGUGGAAGUGCAAGAGGAAGAUCUCCAGCUUAGUGCCCAUGACCGCUGGUCCGCAGGCACUGCCGCCAGCAGAGCAGUCCACACAAUUGACAUGAACCAGAGACAUUCCGAACCAUUCUACAUAUCGCCACGGCUGUUCGACAACAGGCGGCUCAAGCGGCGCCGCUGUCGAUGGAUGGAACGCCUGCGGGAGCGCCAGCGGGUCUGCAUGGCCCAGACGCGCACCCAGGCCCAGGCUUCCAAGACUGACCGUUUGUCCCAGCAGCAGCGGCGCUAUAUGGCUGCCACUCUGCCCGCGGACGUAACCAUAGACUUGCUAUCAGAUGACGACGACGACCUGGAGGCGGCUGGACCGUCCACUGCCGCUGGCCACAAUCGCAUUCUGAAUCCUUCCCCCUGCCGCCCACACGUUAGGCAGCGACGGCAUAGAGUGGGUAGGAGGAAGGCGAGCACCCACUCUUACACUGUGACCGAGAGCAUCCUGAUAACCAGCGACGACGAGCACAACAUCCAGGAAGCCGGACGCCCGCAGCUCUGCAUGCGCUCGCCGCCGCCCCUUGCACCGCUCACCCUCUCGGAGACCAUCGAGGAGAUCACCGUUUCGCUGGUGCCGCGCAACUCCACCACUGCCAACUGCCAGUCGCGGAUAUCCGGCCAUCUUAAGCCCUGCCCAGUGCUCAAGGCGGCCACCAACGGGGAAAAAAUUGCCGGAGAAAGGGGCGGCAACGAUACGAAUUGCUUCCUGGAGGUGGAUGUGGGCGGUGGCGUCUCAGCCACGCUGGCCGACGAGACAACCGUGCAUACGGUCAUCGCCAACCGCAUAUACGAGCUCUCGCUAAGCAAGCUUCGGGAAGGCCUGGCCUCUAGUGGAGUGCCGGAGUAUACACACGACCUGCUGCCGGAACAGCUGCAGAAAUUGUCGCCGGCAUUGCGCGCCAAAGUGGCACCGCUGGUGGCGCCCUCGCCGCCUACGCCCAUCUCCCUAAAACUGUCCAGCGACCUCAGCAUAUCACUGAUCUCAGACGACGACGACUGCGAGAGCAGCGGCCCACAUGCCAGUGGAGGCGGAUUUGGUCGACCAGCCGAGAUGGUGCAUCCUGUCGUGGUGACGGCGGCGGAGGCACACGCUGCUGCGAAGUUGCUUAAGCAGCAGCAGCCGCAGCUCUCGGUCGUACAGCACCUGCAGUACGUCGGAGAGGGAAUCGCGGCACCCGUUGCUCUGGCCCUCCCGGUGAUGGCGCACGCCACCGCGUCCGCUUCCGCAGUAGCUCUGCCGCUGCAGCUUCCGCGCCGCCGAAAGCUGGGAUGAGCCUAAACUGUAUUCUGAUCCUGCUACCCAUCGCCAUGAAAUCAUUCCCCGAGCCGGACGUGCUGCUCAGACUUUAUCUAGCAGUGGCUAGUAGUGCAAAUAUGAACUUAGAUUUAUCGACAACCCAUCAGAGUUUCCCCUAUCAAAACCGUGCCAAGUGAUUUUUCGGACGUUUUUCCUCCCUUUAUCUUUCCGUGCCACACGCUCCCCAUCACACUCUGUUUCCCUUAUCUAUCCCUGUCUCUGUCUUUCUCAUAUUUUAAGCUUUAAAAGAAACGAGACGACAACGUACAAAAGAAAGUAGAAAGACGGUUAACCAUAUAUUUGAGCAAAAAAACAUUUGUAACUUUAAUAGGAAGGACUAGAAAAUUUGGAAGAUGAACCCAAUAUCUAUACCGUACAGUUUAGAUUAAGUUAUGCAUUGUGUACAUUUAAUUAAGUGGACCGUACGUGGGUGAUUCAACACGUGUUAUCCGCCGCAACCCCCAUUUAAUGUAACUGAUCACUAAAUCGGAAUAAACUUUUAUUGUAUAUAACUGUUCACAGA